Molecule: messenger RNA, 3437 nt
Organism: Suncus etruscus (white-toothed pygmy shrew)
Lineage: Eukaryota; Metazoa; Chordata; Mammalia; Eulipotyphla; Soricidae
Gene: SND1
Product: staphylococcal nuclease and tudor domain containing 1
Exons: 24
Coding region: 229-2958 (909 amino acids)
Biological process (GO): mRNA catabolic process; regulatory ncRNA-mediated gene silencing
Cellular component (GO): RISC complex; cytosol; nucleus
Molecular function (GO): RNA binding; nuclease activity
Source: RefSeq, a predicted model, not a curated record
GGCGAUCGCGUCUCUUUCACUUCGAGUCCCGCUGCCGGUUCUCUGGGAGUCCCCGUCCUUCCCCGGCGCUGCCCGUCCCGUCCAUCGUCCGCAGCUCGUCCGUCGUCAGCCCCGCUCUGCGCCGCCGCGGCCUCUCCUCGCCAAGUGAUACCCCAAGUGACAGACACCUCACCUCCUUAGUCGCCGUCCGUCCGUCCGUCCGACUCCGCUGCCCGUCUAGCGCUCCACAUGGCCUCCACGCAGAGCGGCGGCUCCUCCGGGGGACCCGCGGUCCCCACCGUGCAGCGGGGCAUCGUCAAGAUGGUCCUCUCUGGAUGUGCCAUCAUUGUCCGAGGUCAGCCCCGGGGUGGGCCCCCUCCCGAGAGACAGAUCAACCUUAGCAACAUUCGAGCUGGCAACCUGGCCCGCCGGGCUGCAGUUGCACAACCCGAUGCAAAGGAUACUCCAGAUGAGCCUUGGGCAUUUCCUGCUCGGGAGUUCCUUCGAAAGAAGCUAAUUGGGAAGGAAGUCUGUUUCACGAUAGAGAACAAAACCCCUCAGGGCCGAGAAUAUGGCAUGAUCUACCUUGGAAAAGAUACCAAUGGGGAAAACAUUGCUGAAUCUCUGGUUGCAGAAGGCCUGGCCACACGGAGAGAAGGCAUGCGAGCUAAUAAUCCUGAGCAGAACCGGCUUUCAGAAUGUGAGGAGCAAGCGAAGGCAGCCAAGAAAGGAAUGUGGAGUGAGGGAACGGGUUCCCACACCAUCCGGGACCUCAAGUAUACCAUCGAGAACCCAAGGCACUUUGUGGACUCCCACCACCAGAAGCCUGUCAAUGCAAUCAUUGAACAUGUCCGGGACGGAAGUGUGGUCAGGGCUCUGCUACUUCCAGAUAACUACCUGGUUACGGUCAUGCUAUCGGGGAUCAAGUGCCCUACUUUUCGACGGGAAGCUGAUGGCAGUGAAACACCAGAGCCUUUUGCAGCAGAAGCCAAAUUUUUCACUGAGUCUCGACUGCUUCAGAGAGAUGUUCAGAUCAUUUUGGAGAGCUGCCACAACCAGAACAUUCUGGGUACCAUCCUUCAUCCAAAUGGUAACAUCACAGAGCUCCUUCUCAAGGAAGGGUUUGCACGCUGCGUGGAUUGGUCAAUCGCGGUGUAUACUCGGGGCGCAGAAAAGCUGAGGGCAGCUGAGAGGUUUGCCAAGGAACGCAGGCUGAGACUCUGGAGAGACUAUGUGCCUCCCACUGCUAAUUUGGACCAGAAGGACAAGCAGUUUGUUGCCAAGGUGAUGCAAGUGCUGAAUGCUGAUGCUAUUGUUGUGAAGCUGAAUUCUGGCGACUACAAGACCAUCCACCUGUCCAGUAUUCGACCACCACGGCUCGAGGGGGAGAACACCCAGGAUAAGAACAAGAAACUUCGUCCCCUGUAUGACAUUCCCUAUAUGUUUGAAGCCCGGGAGUUUCUUCGAAAGAAGCUGAUCGGGAAAAAGGUCAACGUAACUGUGGACUACAUUAGACCAGCCAGCCCCGCCACAGACACUGUGCCUGCCUUUUCAGAGCGUACCUGUGCCACUGUGACCAUUGGAGGAAUAAACAUCGCCGAGGCCCUUGUGAGCAAAGGUCUGGCCACUGUGAUCCGAUACCGGCAGGAUGAUGAUCAGCGGUCCUCCCACUAUGAUGAGCUGCUUGCUGCUGAGGCCAGAGCUAUUAAGAAUGGCAAGGGAUUGCAUAGCAAGAAGGAAGUGCCUAUCCACCGUGUGGCAGACAUCUCCGGGGAUACUCAAAAAGCAAAGCAAUUCCUGCCCUUCCUCCAGCGAGCAGGCCGUUCUGAAGCUGUGGUGGAGUACGUCUUCAGUGGUUCUCGCCUCAAACUGUAUUUGCCAAAGGAAACUUGCCUUAUCACCUUCUUGCUUGCUGGCAUUGAAUGCCCCCGAGGCGCCCGGAAUAUUCCCGGCUUGGUUCAGGAGGGUGAGCCUUUCAGUGAAGAGGCGACGCUUUUCACCAAGGAGCUGGUGCUGCAGCGUGAGGUGGAGGUGGAGGUAGAGAGCAUGGACAAGGCCGGCAACUUCAUUGGCUGGCUGCACAUGGACGGUGCCAACCUGUCGGUGCUGCUGGUGGAGCACGCGCUCUCCAAGGUCCACUUCACCGCCGAGCGCAGCUCCUACUACAAGUCCCUGCUGUCUGCCGAGGAGGCCGCUAAGCAGAAGAAGGAAAAGGUCUGGGCUCACUACGAGGAGCAGCCCGUGGAGGAGCUGGUGCCGGUGCUGGAGGAGAAGGAGCGCUCAGCCAGUUAUAAGCCUGUGAUUGUGACCGAGAUCACAGACAACCUUCACUUCUAUGUGCAGGAUGUGGAGACGGGCACCCAGCUGGAGAAGCUGAUGGAGAACAUGCGCACUGACAUCGCCAGCCAUCCCCCAGUUGAGGGUUCAUAUGCCCCCCGCCGGGGCGAGUUCUGCAUUGCCAAAUUUGAAGAUGGAGAAUGGUACCGCGCUCGAGUAGAGAAAGUGGAGUCCCCUGCCAAAGUGCACGUCUUCUACAUUGACUACGGCAACAGAGAGAUUCUGCCGUCUGCCCGCCUGGGCACCCUGCCCCCUGCCUUCAGCACUCGAGUGCUGCCUGCACAAGCCACGGAGUACGCUUUUGCCUUCAUCCAGGUGCCCCAGGAUGAGGAUGCCCGGACAGACGCUGUGGACUGUGUGGUGCGGGACAUCCAGAACACGCAGUGCCUGCUCAACGUGGAGCACCUCACCGCCGGCUGCCCCCACGUCACCCUCCAGUUUGCUGACUCCAAGGGUGACGUGGGGCUGGGCCUGGUGAAGGAGGGGCUGGUCAUGGUGGAGGUGCGCAAGGAGAAGCAGUUCCAGAAAGUGAUCACAGAAUACCUGAAUGCCCAGGAGACAGCCAAGAGUGCCCGGUUGAACCUCUGGCGCUAUGGAGACUUCCGAGCCGAUGAUGCUGACGAGUUUGGCUACAGCCGCUAAGGAGGGAAGGGGUUCCCAGGGCCUGUCCCUCCCCCCCAGGCAUGGGGUGGGGGAGCACAUUCCUGCUCAAGACCCAGGGUGGAGUGGAGAUUGGGUCUGGCUUUGCUUCAGUGUAUGUAAAUGUCUUACGGGGCUGCGACUAUCCAAGGAGGGGAGACCAGGCUUUUGGGGGAUAGACCUUUGUCUUCCGGAAUGAUGAGUAUUUGAUUUUUGUGUUUUUAUUCAGGGUCAAGUAUAGUGUUUUUUCUUUUUUUAAAAAAAAAAAUUAUCCUCAAAUCAGGAAGAAACAAGAACAACUUUAUUCUAAAGGAGGAUGUGGCCCUAUCACCUGCUUACCCCCAGCAUCCGCCUAGCUCUGAUCACAUGACCCCAAGAUCCACCUGUUCUCCUGUGUUCGAGUGUCCAUCUGUGCCCCGUGUCCUCCACCCCUCUGUAUUUAAAGCUUUGGCGGUCCAAUAAAACAGUUCGUGCUGUCUCUA